UUGUUGUUUGUGUUGUCUUCUUCAGUGGUGCAUAACCCUCCAGGCUGGGAGGUGGGGAUCUACCUGGUGGGCUUCCUCCUGCUGCUGGGCGCGGCUGGGCUCAACAUCUGGAAGCUGUGGAAAUCUGGAACCUUCCCCGCCCCAUCCCCGUUCCCUAACUUCGACUAUCGAUAUCUGCAAGAGAAAUAUGGAACCUCCUUCUCAGAAGUCAGGCAAAAGAGAGUGGCAGCCAACAACCACCGCCGCACCUCCAACACGUCUAGCCGGAAGCCCAGCUUGGCCUACGGUGAAACCCCCGACGGCCUCAGAGACCUGGGACACCUGGAGCUGAUGAGCAGGGACCUGGACGCGACCGGCGUCGCUCAACUCAACCGUUCCAUCUCCACCGACUCGCUCAGCUCCAUCUCCUCCAUCGCCAACAACUUCGGCCAUGACUUCACGGUCGGCCAGCUGGAAGUGACCCUCGAGUUUGAGCAGUCCCGGCAGCUGGGCCAAGGGACGGGAAUGCUCCACAUCUCCCUGCACCAGGGCAAAGACCUGCUGGAGAAAGAGGAAGGGGACUUUCCCGGCUGCUUUAUUAGAGUCUCUCUGGGGCCGGACGAGAUUAGCGUGGGAGUCACAAGGGUCCAGACGAAUGCAUUCACCGUUAUCUUUGAUGAGCGCUUCUCUGUUCCUAUGGACAUAUCCGCUCUGGACGAGUACAGCCUGCGCUUUGCCGGUUUUGGUAUUGAUGCAGACGAAAGAAACAUCAGUGCUGGCCUGGCGGAGCUCAAGCUGUCCGACCUGGACCUGACCAUCCGGCCAUUCAACGCCUGGCUCUACCUUCAGGAUGUCAACAAGGCUGUGGAUGCAGUGGGGGAAAUCCUGCUGUCUCUCAGCUACUUGCCGACAGCAGAGCGCCUCACUGUGGUCGUGGCCAAGUGCAAGAACCUGGUGUGGACCAAUGAAAAAAACACUGCAGAUCCGUUUGUCAAAGUGUAUCUUCUGCAAGAUGGCAGAAAGAUAAGCAAGAAGAAGACUUCCACAAAGAGGGAUGACACAAACCCCAUUUUCAAUGAAGCCAUGAUCUUCUCUGUGCCGUCCAUCGUCCUGCAGGAGCUCUCCCUGAGGGUCACAGUGGCCGAGGCCACGGACGACGGCCGCGGCGAGAACCUGGGUCACGUGAUCAUCGGCCCCGAGGCCAGCGGGAUGGGUAUCACCCACUGGAACCAGAUGCUGGCCACCCUACGGAAGCCCGUGUCCAUGUGGCACCCUCUACGAAGGAUCUAG
Messenger RNA from Menidia menidia (Atlantic silverside), 1269 nucleotides. Lineage: Eukaryota; Metazoa; Chordata; Actinopteri; Atheriniformes; Atherinopsidae. The record is from the annotation of a GenBank genome assembly.